This is a messenger RNA of Sardina pilchardus (European sardine), 1401 nucleotides long. It is a transcript of the gene golt1ba, whose product is annotated as golgi transport 1Ba. The coding region runs from base 114 to 530 and encodes 138 amino acids. The record is from RefSeq and is a predicted model, not a curated record. Gene Ontology annotation, biological process: endoplasmic reticulum to Golgi vesicle-mediated transport; retrograde transport, endosome to Golgi. Lineage: Eukaryota; Metazoa; Chordata; Actinopteri; Clupeiformes; Clupeidae. Gene Ontology annotation, cellular component: membrane; endoplasmic reticulum. The transcript has 5 exons.
GUGAGGUUCCGGAAGACGUGGCGGCUGCUGCAUUUGCAGUGUAGUCAUCUAAUUUGCCAGAUACACUGAGAACUUCUUUCGGUGUAUGAGACAGUGACGUGAAAGCCUCAAAGAUGAUAUCGUUAUCGGAUUCACAGAAAAUAGGCAUUGGCCUAACAGGAUUUGGAGUGUUUUUCUUGUUCUUCGGAAUGAUCCUGUUUUUUGACAAAGCCCUUUUAGCCAUUGGAAAUAUUCUUUUUGUGGUAGGCCUGGCGUUUGUCAUCGGUCUCGAGAGGACGUUCAGGUUCUUCUUUCAGAAGCACAAGAUGAAGGCCACCAGUUUCUUCCUUGGUGGUGUGCUUAUUGUUCUGAUUGGCUGGCCCAUUGUUGGGGUUUGCCUGGAGUUCUAUGGCUUUUUCCUUCUUUUCAGGGGCUUUUUCCCAGUGGUCAUUGGCUUCAUCAGGAGGAUACCUGUCCUGGGCUCUCUGCUCAACCUCCCCUUCAUCAGUGGGUAUGUGGACAAAUUGGGCGAAAGCAACAAUAUGGUGUAGUUACUAUGGACUGCUUGAGCUGACACUAUUUAUGACAGAAACCAAAAGCGAUUUUAUGUAUUUAAGUCACUCGACUGGUCAAAUCAAACUCCAAAGGUCAUGCAAUGAAGUCUCCUUCAUUCUCAGACUGUUUCAAGCCUCUCAUGGAGGCAACUUGUGAAAAGAGUAAAUAUUUGACAACACAUUUAUCCCCCUCACGUCACAUGCCCUGCCUUGGUAACCAAUGGCCGCCAAAGUCUGUUACCUACGGGUGGGUGGGGCUUCCUCCAUCAAUCAAUCAUGCCCUCCACCCAUAUCCCCUUCUGCCAUUGGACACUGUUGAUGAUGGACUCCAGCCACCACUUCCUUGCCACUCCCCCUCUAUGCAGAGGGAUCUCUUGAAUGUACAAUGGAAACGCCUUCUCCUCUUCAUCACAAUCCUCCUCCUCCUCCUCCCCACUUCAUCCCCAGUUCAACUGAAGAGGAGAGCGGAGGACGCUGUUACAGCCUUCCCAUCGUGCCUGUGGUCAGACCUCCCUCAGAUGGGGAUGUCAAUCUCAGCCAUAAAUUUGACAAUAUGUUACACUUUUAGUUUUAUUUUAUUUUGUUUUAUUUGGUCUUAUCAGUACCUUGAGUGACAGACCUGGUUCUGGGCCUAGUUUAAGUCGUAAGAUGGGGAAAAAAUGGUCUUAUGCUUUAUGGGAUUGUCAAGUUAUUGUCAACUAUGUCAACCUGUCAUAUUUGUUAUAUUAUUUUGUUUUUCAAUUUGUGUUUUCCAAACAUGCUUGACUGUAAACAGGUCUUUGAAAUCUGAAAAAGAUAUUCUUGUGAACGGUAUAAAACUUUGUUUUGUUCAUCUGCUACUUUUGUAAAUACAGUUUUAACAAAAGAA